Rhodotorula graminis WP1 is the source of this 990-nucleotide messenger RNA. RefSeq lists its product as uncharacterized. The transcript has 6 exons. The record is from RefSeq and is a predicted model, not a curated record. Gene Ontology annotation, molecular function: asparaginase activity. Lineage: Eukaryota; Fungi; Basidiomycota; Microbotryomycetes; Sporidiobolales; Sporidiobolaceae. The coding region runs from base 1 to 990 and encodes 329 amino acids.
AUGGCGACGGGCGGGACUAUAGCUGGUUCGAGUGCGUCUGCGACCGAUUCGACCAACUAUCGCGCGGGUUCCAUCGGCGUCGCUGCGCUCGUCGAUGCCGUGCCGCAGCUCCUCAACGUGAGCAACAUCGACGGCAUGCAGGUCAGCAACGUCGACUCGGGCUCGAUCACGGACGACAUCGUCCUCCUCAUCUCCAAGCUCGCCAACAAGGCGCUCUGUGGAUCCGACCCCGAGUACGACGCGGUCGUCGUCACGCACGGCACCGACACGCUCGAGGAGACGGCCUACACGCUCGACGCGACGCUCAUGUGCGACAAGACGGUCGUCGUCGUCGGCGCCAUGCGCCCGGCGACCGCCAUCUCGGCCGACGGUCCGAGCAACCUCCUCGAGGCCGUCACGACGGCUGUAUCGCCCGCGUCGCACGGCCGGGGCGUCCUCGUCGUCCUGAACGACCGGAUCUGCCAGGCCCUCUACUGCGCCAAGACCAACGCCAACGCGCUCGACACGUUCAAGGCGUACGAGCAGGGCUUUGUCGGCGGACUCCUCUCGACCAAGCCGUUCUUCUACUAUCCGCCGUCGCAGCCCACGUUCAAGACCGUGUACGACCUGUCGAACGUCACCUCGCUGCCUCGCGUCGAUGUCCUGUACUCGCACCAGAUGGCCACGUUCGACGGCGUCAACGCGUCGGUCGCCAACGGCGCCAAGGGCUUCAUCGGUGCAGGUGCGUCCCACGUCAAACUUUCGAGCUCGUCGUCGUCGGCCGACGUCGAGCUGUACGCGUUUGACGGCAUCCCCGUCGUCGCAUCGACCAAGAUCAACAACGGCGUUGUCGCCCCGGACGAGGAUCCGGCGGCGGGCAGCUACAUCUCGUCGGCGCUCCUGAACCCGGUCAAGUCUCGCCGCCUCCUCCAGAUCCUCCUCGCGCUCGGCAAGAACGCGACCGAGAUCCGCGAGGCGUUCGAGGAGCCGAUGCGCUCGUUCCUCUACUAG